AUGGAAAAACCUGAAAGGCUUCCCUUCAGAGGAAAGAGUGUCAAGGAUCCUGGCAAGGGUGUCGACCACCGAAAGAAGAAGGAACGACACUCCGCCAAAGUUGAAGAGGACGAAUUUCAGGAAGAACUUGAAGAGGAGACUGAAUUGUUUCGCGCUUGCGAUGACAAAACUAUCGAAAUGAACCGACUCAGGAAGUUCUCAAAAAACUUCAAAUUCGACAGACCCAGAUCUGAAGACCUAUCGCCCGUGCUUGCAAGGGACGGGACAAGACAGCUUGAAGCGACAUCAAAGGCAAGUGGCGAAAAUGGACAAAAAAACGAACAAAGAGAGCCAAAGGGCUCAUGA
This is a messenger RNA of Letharia columbiana, 345 nucleotides long. RefSeq lists its product as uncharacterized. The transcript has a single exon. NCBI's taxonomy places the organism in Eukaryota, Fungi, Ascomycota, Lecanoromycetes, Lecanorales, Parmeliaceae. Bases 1 to 345 code for a protein of 114 amino acids. The record is from RefSeq and is a predicted model, not a curated record.